CUUGUCGCAGCUGUAUAUACGUCAUCGGACGACGCCGGAAGUGGUGUGAUUUUUGCUCCUCAGUCCGCUGGUUUCCUCGGAAAGCACACAGCGAUCAUGGCGGAUGUUCUUGAUCUACACGAGGCCGGCGGGGAAGACUUCGCCAUGGAUGAGGACGGGGACGAAAGUAUUCACAAGCUGAAGGAGAAGGCCAAGAAGAGGAAAGGCCGAGGAUUUGGAGCAGAGGAGGGGUCCCGGGCCCGCAUCCGAGAGGACUAUGAUAGCGUGGAGCAGGACGGGGACGAGCCCGGCCCUCAGAGAUCUGUGGAGGGCUGGAUCCUGUUUGUCACCGGAGUCCACGAGGAGGCCACGGAAGAGGACAUCCACGACAAGUUCGCUGAAUUCGGAGAGAUCAAAAACCUUCACUUAAAUCUGGACCGCAGGACGGGCUAUCUGAAGGGUUACGCCUUGGUGGAGUACGAGACCUACAAGGAGGCUCUGGCUGCUAUGGAAGGAUUGAACGGUCAGGAUCUUAUGGGGCAGCCGGUCAGCGUGGAUUGGGGAUUUGUUCGCGGACCACCAAAGGGGAAGAGACGCAGAAGCGGGAGGAGGAGGAGCCGAAGUCCGGACAGGAGACGGCGCUAA
Staurois parvus is the source of this 624-nucleotide messenger RNA. The record is from the annotation of a GenBank genome assembly. NCBI's taxonomy places the organism in Eukaryota, Metazoa, Chordata, Amphibia, Anura, Ranidae.